Messenger RNA from Cladophialophora yegresii CBS 114405, 1467 nucleotides. RefSeq lists its product as uncharacterized. NCBI's taxonomy places the organism in Eukaryota, Fungi, Ascomycota, Eurotiomycetes, Chaetothyriales, Herpotrichiellaceae. Bases 1 to 1467 code for a protein of 488 amino acids. The transcript has a single exon. The record is from RefSeq and is a predicted model, not a curated record. Gene Ontology annotation, molecular function: flavin adenine dinucleotide binding; sarcosine oxidase activity.
AUGGCGACGCCGCCUCUCAAGACGUCCGCAGUUAUCAUUGUGGGCGCUGGUGUAUUCGGCCUGAGCACGGCUCUCCAUCUUGCACGGAGAGGAUACAGCAAUGUCACCGUGUUCGACGCACAGUCUUACGAAGCCACAAAGUACGACUAUUUCUGCGGCUCUGACGCCGCCUCAGCGGAUCUGAACAAGAUCAUUCGAUCAGCGUACGGCGAGCAGACUGAAUAUCAGGAUUUAUCGACGGAAGCCAUUAGAUCAUGGAAGGCAUGGAAUGAUGAGAUCAGAGCCGGUAAAUGCGUCCCAGAUGGCAUGGACGUGACCGACAGGGUAUUCGUCAACAAUGGCCAUCUGUCCUUGGUUGAUGGUGAAGAACUGCCACCUUUUGAGAAGGCAACAAUUAGGAAUAUGGAGCGAGCUGGUUUUGUCGAUACUCAACUCAUCACUACCGACCCGCGAGAUGCAGAGAUCAUGAGAAGCCAAGGCUUCGGGUAUGCAAUCGAUCCGUUCCAAAAACAGUCGAGAGGCAAAGGAUACCUGGGCGUUCUGGAUGCGACUGGUGGCAUCGCCGUUGCAGACAAAGCAUGUCGAUUUGCGCUUCACAAGGCGAAAGACCUCGGGGUCCGAUUCGUCCUCCACCAUGAAUCUGGCUGCUUCGUGACUUUCUGCUACGACGAGGCAGGGAAGGUGGUUGGUAUCAAGACGAAUGACGGCCAGAAACACCUCGCAUCAAAAAUCAUUAUGGCUUGUGGCGGAUGGACUCCAUCAUUGCUGCCAGAAUUGGAUGGCAUUUGUGAAACCACCGCGGGCUCGGUCAUCAUGCUGAAGAUCCCGCGCUCCUCACCGCUCUUCGAACGGCUUGCUCCCGAGCGCUUUCCUUCAUGGUCCUACAAAAUGCGCGAUGGCGCCAGGGGUGGGCUCUAUGGCUUUCCGCAAGAUGACAGGGGGUAUCUGAAGAUUGGCUAUAGGGGCACAAAGUACACAUACCCAAAGGUACAACCGGAUGGCAAGGAACGAAGCAUACCCAUCACGAGGUACACAGAGAACGAAAAGAUCACACAACUCCCGAAGCAAGCAAUGCAAGUGUUCAAGUCCUUCAUCGCAGAGUUUCUGCCCGAGCUGAGUGAGGAGGGAAUCGAUAUCGAGCUGACCAGGCUAUGCUGGUAUACCGACUCGUUCGACAACCAUUAUGUGAUUGAUCACCUGCCGGGUCAAGACUCAGUCCUGGUUGCGACAGGUGGUAGUGGCCAUGCUUUCAAGUACUUGCCGGUUAUUGGGAAUUGGAUUGUCGACAUCAUGGAAGGUGUCGGUCUGGAUCGUCCACUGGUGAGGAAUUGGCGGUGGAGGAAGUUGCGGCCAGGCCAAGAAGCAGUGAACAUCCUCAUGGAAGGAAGCACCGGCCCAAGAGCACUUCAAAAUGUUGAGAUGUCUACGGACAACGAUCUGAAGUUAUCGAGCCGGCCACGGCUGUGA